AUGGCGUCGCAUAUAAGCCCUGCCGACGUGUCUCCAGCGCCGAUUCAGACAUUUCACAAGCCCAAAGUGCACGUCCCCGGUACUCAUCUCCUCAGCGGAGUCUCUGGUGCCGCCCACGUCUCCUCAUCUACGCCCGCAGCGCCAGAGCAGAAUCCACGUCCAGACUCUCCAACAGCUCACCGUCGUAGUCUGAGCAUGUCCAAUCCACAUAUCCGCCGUCAGUCGCAAGACUCUGGUCUCAUUCUCGAGGGCAAGCGCAAGCAGGUUCUCGAGGAUGUAAUCGAGCUCUUCUGUUCACGGCCGACACUCGAAAUCUUCCAGCGCUCAUGGCGAGAGGAUGCUGUAUUCGAGGACCCACUCUCGAAGUGCGAAGGCUACCCGCAAUACGCAGCACAAUGGUUUGGCAUGCCCAAAGCAUUCCCUCAAUCCGUAAAUAAACUUCACCGUGUACUCAGCUCGACGCACAAUCCAAACCGCAUCGUCUACUAUCAAGAACAAGAGUACACCAUCCGAGGUCUCGGCACAAAGAAGCUGAUGAAAAGCACCGUCGUGAUCGAGCUGGACGACGAUGAUAAGAUUGUCAAACUCGACGACAAAUGGAACAGCAAAGAGCAUCCAACAAACUUUGUCGCCAUGUUCUUCCGACGUCUUAACGCACGUACAAUGCCAUGGCUCGUCUCCGUCCCAAAACUCGAAAAGACGGAGUAA
Serendipita indica DSM 11827 is the source of this 708-nucleotide messenger RNA. NCBI's taxonomy places the organism in Eukaryota, Fungi, Basidiomycota, Agaricomycetes, Sebacinales, Serendipitaceae. The record is from the annotation of a GenBank genome assembly.